AUGUCAACCUUCGAAGACAUUACCGAUCGCUCCACCUUUUCAUCCAAGAGCCCAUCGGCAACUUCAUCAUCCUCCACUAGUGCAUUACUACUCGCUCCAUUCAAAGCGGUAAGAUCGUUCAUUCCUUCCAUCAUUAUUCCAUCUUCACCAUCCACAGCCAGACCAGCACUCUUCAUUUCACUCUAUUUACUUUCACAAUACUUUUUGAUUGAAAAGGAAUACCACAUUCCGAAAGCAACAAGCUUUGAGGCCAAAACUGUUCCACUAACAAGCAACAACAAUACUCCUCCUACUGAUAAUAACAAUUCCGAAACCAUCACAUAUUCAAAAUCAAUUUCUCGACUCUCUGAUCGAAGAAUUAUCAAAUUCACCUUAACAUCCAACACCAUCGACCUCUCCUCUAAAACCAAUGAUGAAUUAUUUUCAGUUUUGGUCCAUCAAUUCGAGGUGAAUGAACAUGAAAAAGCACAUUACAAGGCCACACGUCAUUGGUUACCAAAAUCCGUUACUUUUGAAAGAGAAAUAAUUUCAUCCACAGAAGACGGAAUCAUUUCUACUAUCAAAUCAAAUGCCUUGAAUUAUUCAAGAAUUGUUUUUGGAACGUUGGCUCUGAUUCAUUCAUCCAUCUGGUUCAAACAAUUUAUUACGAAAUGA
Messenger RNA from Naegleria fowleri, 654 nucleotides. RefSeq lists its product as uncharacterized. Lineage: Eukaryota; Heterolobosea; Eutetramitea; Acrasida; Naegleriidae. The record is from RefSeq and is a predicted model, not a curated record. The transcript has a single exon. Bases 1 to 654 code for a protein of 217 amino acids.